Cetraspora pellucida is the source of this 351-nucleotide messenger RNA. NCBI's taxonomy places the organism in Eukaryota, Fungi, Glomeromycota, Glomeromycetes, Diversisporales, Gigasporaceae. The record is from the annotation of a GenBank genome assembly.
AUGGCUAGUUAUACCCGAGGUACUGCAAGUAAAUUUUGGGAAAAAGUGCGUCAACUUUUGACUGUGAAUCCAGAGUCAAAUACGGGCGUUCCCGUUGUAGGAGUAUAUCGCACACCAUCUCCAGGCAUAACAGCUGGUGACCAAGAAGGCUCUAAAGAAUCAACUCCAACGGCAAUGACUAUUCCAGAAAAGCUUGAUUUAAUUGAGACAAUUGCUUCAUCCCCAAUAUUAUAUUCGACGGAGAAGUUACCUCCUGUUCCUCCUAGUCAUCUAUCACAUCGUUGGAAAAAGUCUGAGGACGCAGAUGAUCCAGAUCCAGGUGUUUACUGGCCCAUGAAAAUGGUUUCAUAA